AUGCUUGCUGACCUUGACCUUUCACCUCCAACUAUUAUUUCUGGUGCUCCUUCGACUUCUGUAUCGACCUCUAAUGCUGAUGCUCUGGCUUGGGGCUCUGAUGAAGAUGACCUACUCAAUGAUGAUGAUGAUGAUGAUGAUGAUGAAGUGACUGCCCAUUUUGACGAUGCUAUCAAAUCAGUGGAGUCUACGGAGCGCCUGUUGAGAAGUGAGUUGGGUCGCGAGCAGGCUUCUCUUCGUCAGUUGGGAAGUAAAAAAACUUCUUCGAAUUCGUCCAUUAAAAAUAGUGUCUCUGUAAGUAAUACGCUUAGCAUGAACACUCACCAUAGAUGCUAUGCUUGCGCUGAAGCGUCACGUCGUUCAGUUGCUGUAGAAACUGAAAAUAUAGGCAUGGAGCCUGGAGAGCUGUUUAGUAAUACCUUUGCUGAUUUGCUGACUUCUGGAAGGCCUAGAGUUCUAGGUAGAGGUGUUCAAAUGCAUGAAAAGCUGCUUUCACAGAAUCGAGGAAGAUGUGGAAAGUCGAUACAAGAAAUCGAAGCCAAGCAGGCUCGCGCUAGAUUCCUACGUCAGAGACAUCUUUUGGAGCGAUCUAACAGAGUUCGUGAACUUGGCAAAAAGGUUGAGGAGGUGCGAAAGCAAAAACUUAGGCUGAUUCAGCAAAGGCGAAAUUUCCUCGAGAAGCGUCUUUUGGUGGCAGAAAAGAAUAGACGGGCUGAAUUAGAACGAAGGAUUUUGAAAGCCCACGACGAGGAAAUUAAGGGCCGAGAAAUCGCCUUCAUUCAGAGUUUAGAAGCGGAACAAAAGCAGCAUACCAUUUUCGCAAAGCAUGAAAUUUCUUGUGCUCGUUUGAAGGAGCGUGCGGAAAAUAGACGAAGACGUCUUGAAGAAAAGGCUGAAAGAGAGGAGGCUGCAAAGCUUCGUAGAAUUGAGUUAGAAGCUUUACGUCUGGCGAGGUUGGAUGAGUUGCAGGCUCGAUGGCUUUCUCGCGCCCAUGAGAUAGAGGCCCGUGGUGAGCAGACUCGAUUGGUGCGUCGAGCCGCAGCAAGAGAGCGCGAAGCUCAUCGUGAAAUGAAAUUGGCUGCUCUGGAGCAACAACAGCGCCAACACAUUGAGGCAUUGAGGUCGAAAAUUCUCAGGAAGCAACGCGAAUGUGAACGUCGUCAUCAGGAGACCCUGAGUGGAAUUCGGAGAAAAGCUCUAGAAAUGGCCACUCCUCAACAGCACGAUUCAGCCACCACCUCCAUUCCCCUUCGCAAUGGUAAUAAAAACCAACGCGGAUGGUGUCGUCUCUGUCACUCGGAAGUAGAUUCUCCUGCUCAUUUCGACUCACAGGGUCACAGAACUGCUCUUUUGAUAUCUUUACCUGCUUGUCUAAGGCGAGCCGAUCGGUGGGAUAUUGAUAGGCUGAAUGCCGCCUGCUUUGUGGAAAUUCCCGUUUCUUCUAAGCAUUCUGGAAACCACAAGGAAGCAUUUUUUCACCUUCAUCGUCGUGCGAGGUCGACUGAAGUUGAACGUCAACGGUUGCUCGUUAAACGCCUGAACGUAAUCCGACAGCGGGUGAAUUCAAGAAGUCUGCUAUACCGCAAGGGCCCCCUUGAAAACCCCAAAUUAGCUCCUGCUUGUAAACAAAAGGCUCAACUUCAUAAGCUGAUAAAAGAAGCUAGAAGAUAUUCUAAUUUACCCGAGUCUGGACCUUGGGUUGCGUCAAGAGUGGCAGCAAUGGAGAAAGUCCUACAUGCUAUUCGACGAUUGGUUAACGAUGAGGUGUCGCUGUUAUGCUGUUUUCAUUUUGAUUUAACCUCUGUUCUUGUGAGUUUGAUUGAUUUAACCUUGUGUCAGAGGUAUUUUGACUUUCCAAUGGUACCCGCUAGAACCGUAAAUCUUGCGUGUGGUUUGUUAAAGUCGAUUUGUGAGGGUGUUCCCUUGGUAUCCUGGCAUUUAUGUCUCAACGGAGAUCUUACCGUUCUGAUUGACUGUAUAACUGUCAAACUUGCUCGUUUAGAAGCAGUAGACGAAUGGAGCGGAUUGAAAAGUUCGGUUUCCAAGAGUCGGCAAUCAGAUGAUAUUGAAUGUAUUAGAUCCAUCUUCUCUUGUCUUCUUGUCAUUUCAAAAGGUCUUAAAUUGAAUUCACCGCCAUCAACUGCACCAAUUGUUGGUUCAUCCUCAAAGAAAGCGUCAAAUUUCACGACUGCUUGCCUUUCGGACUUUGUUGCGUAUGCAGUGAACUCUGGCUUGAUGGAAGUAUUAACCAAUUACCUUUCUUCGCCCAAUUUGAGUGCCCAGUUAGAAACCGCCGUGGGGGAGAAAAUCAGCGCGGGAAUGGAAUUCGUUCUACUCAUUUUGGAUCUGUUGACAGCUCUUGUUCGAUUAAUUCCCCCAAACAAGUUCAGGCUGAAUGAGAAAUCGAAGAUUUCUAAAGAAAGUUCAGAUGAUCCAACAUUCCUUUUCGACGCUGUUGCUGCCACCGAAGUGUUCGGGGUUGUUUCUCUCCUUUAUGACACUCUUCAAAUGUCACCUAAUCAUAGACCAAGUGAUUGUCAUGAUAACUUGGAUGUAAUUCUUCAUAAACUUCAAUCUAGCAACGGCCUAGCUGAUAUCGUGCUGAGCGCUCUCAAGUUAAUCAAUCAUAUAGCUUCGGUUCAUUUGUCGAAAAUUCAGGAAGUUGUUUGCAACGACAGCACCUCUAUUCAAAUUCGUCACAUUUUGAGUCUCCUUUUUUCUGUUUGUGCCCCGAGUGAAGAGGAUGCCAAACCAGUGAAGGAUAUUUCAGCUCCGGUCUUAGCAACAGUUACUAAAGCAGCACCCUCAGCUACCAGUGGGGGUUGUUUAGCUGGAAAAAGACGUCGACAGGGUUCUGCUCUUAUUCCCAGUGGUGCGAAGGAAGUUGGAGUUAAGGUUAUUCAAAAAGCCGACCUUGCAUCCAACUUCUCAUCUUCUGCUUCAUCAGAAUAUAAAAAUUCACUGAAGAGCCUAAGUGGGCGUUCAAUGAUGGUCGAGAUCCUGCAUGAGGCUAUCGUGUGUUUGGGCUAUCUCACUUUGGGCCACUUUGAAAACCAGACUCGACUAUGUGUUAGUGGCCAGACCUCUACACCCCUGCUCUUACAACUCUGUCAGCUCCCUCUAAGCUACUUCUCUCAACCCCAAUUAGCUGAUAUUCUCUUCCCCACUCUUAUCGCUUCCUGUUUCGCCACCAAAGACAUUGGUUCAACCAACAGAAACACAAAUGUAGCUCUCCUAUCCUCCCAUCUGAAUCCUGCUUUGCUAGCGAAUUUCGUUGAAGCGCGAAGCUUGGAGAAAACCCUAGCCACGCCAACUGAUGACAAACCGACGUCCAGCCAUAACAAUAAUAACGAUGACUAUCAUCGAUUUGAAAACCGAUUUCCACCUUCUUUGUGGCAAGCAGCGAAGAGUUUUUUUGCGGAGGCCAGAAAUCAUAUCUCAAAAUCAAAUUCACCAACAACCAUCAAAACCGAAACAGAAGAAUAG
Molecule: messenger RNA, 3486 nt
Organism: Rodentolepis nana
Lineage: Eukaryota; Metazoa; Platyhelminthes; Cestoda; Cyclophyllidea; Hymenolepididae
Source: the annotation of a GenBank genome assembly